Maudiozyma saulgeensis is the source of this 498-nucleotide messenger RNA. Lineage: Eukaryota; Fungi; Ascomycota; Saccharomycetes; Saccharomycetales; Saccharomycetaceae. The record is from the annotation of a GenBank genome assembly.
AUGAAGUGUGAAAUAUGCCUGGAACAAGAUGCAAAGUACAAAUGCCCUACCUGUGGAAUUAGAUAUUGCUCUCUGAAAUGCUACAAAGAUCCCCAAAAGCACAAUCACACCAAUACCAACGGUAGCAUGGACUCAGAUGGAAAAAACGUAGAGCCUCGAAAGUUCGAAGGUGAUGAUUCUACUACACAAACUACAUCAGUUACUAAAGACGGUGAUUCCGAACUACGUACCCCGAAACUGAAUGAGAUAUAUCAUAAGUCGCCUGAGCUUCAACAUUUAUUAAAGUAUAACACCGUUAAAUUUCAUUUAGAUAAGGUUUACAAGAUACUUACGAGUAGUGUAACUGGUGGUGGUCAAGAUAAUAUUAAUAUGAGCAGUGACAUGCAAAGACAACUUGCAAUCGAUUACUUAAACACCUUGAGAUAUGGGGGUGUACAUUAUAACGAGGCAAUUGAAGAGUUUUGUCAGUUAUUUUUGCAAAUAUUAGAAGAACACUGA